Tribolium castaneum (red flour beetle) is the source of this 2891-nucleotide messenger RNA. It is a transcript of the gene Prp4k, whose product is annotated as Pre-mRNA processing factor 4 kinase. NCBI's taxonomy places the organism in Eukaryota, Metazoa, Arthropoda, Insecta, Coleoptera, Tenebrionidae. Gene Ontology annotation, biological process: mRNA cis splicing, via spliceosome; peptidyl-threonine phosphorylation; peptidyl-serine phosphorylation. Bases 173 to 2701 code for a protein of 842 amino acids. The record is from RefSeq and is a predicted model, not a curated record. The transcript has 7 exons. Gene Ontology annotation, molecular function: ATP binding; protein serine/threonine kinase activity.
GCCGAAAGCGCCAACGCUCCCUCUGUAAACAAUAGCCGGCAUUAACUGCGACUCCAUCACCGUUGGCCUGGCGAUUCGAUAUUCCGAUGUUAUUCCUAGGUUAUUUUUGAAAUAAAAUUACCACUAAUCAGCCACUAAUUUGCCAUUUCGAUCACAUUUCCCCGCCACCGGAAUGGACACCGAACCCAAAGGUGAAGUCCAGCCGCCCGCCACCAAGCCCACCUCCGCCAGCCCCCCUAAGAAAAAACACAAGAAAGACCACAAACACAAACACAAAAAGCACGUCACCGAAAAACUAGAUAAAACUAAAAAGACCAAGAAACGCAAAAAGCACAAACACAACAAACAAAGGGACAUGUCGGAAGACAGGCUUUCGACAAAAAGUGACAAACUAGAUCGGUAUACCCCCGAAUUAUCGCCUAAGUCAGCAACUGCAGUAUGUAAGAAAAAUGUUAAUCAUAUUAUUAAUGGUAAAUCUUUGUCAGGGACCCCAAAAAACAAGGACCCGCUUAAAACUGACACUGAUGAGGUUGUUGCUUUUGUGGCGCGCGGUCUCACCGACACGCACUCGCUGGAGGUGAUCUCCUCCGAGAGCGAGGACGGCGUGCCGGAGACAGAGUGCGAUAGCGACGCGAUCGACGUCAACGUCAUCGAGGCCGACAUGGACCUGGAGGAGCUCAUGAAGCAGAAGGAGCUGCUCCAGGCCGAGAUCGCCAAAGCGGAGCUCGAAACGACCAAAAAGAACGGAAAAGACCCGAAAAUUGUUGACGAAAUCAUCCUCUUGGACGAUUCGAGCAACGACGGGGACGUGGUGGUGCCUGUGAAGAAGCCCAAAAGGUCCCACAGCAGAGAGCGCAGAGUCGUCAUUGAGCGCAAAGAGCAUCCAAGAGAGGAUGUGCGAAGGCAUAGAGACGACAAACACAAAGUGUACGAGAGAUACGGGCGAGAUAAUUAUCACAGGACCAACCACAGGAAAAGUCCCGAGCGGAGGGAGAGGUCCAGGUCGCAUAUUUAUGACAGGGAUAAGCGACAUGUGAGAGAUCACAGGUCGAGGGAGAGACAUAGAUCGCGGGAUCGGCGAUAUGAUCAUAAGGAUUAUUAUCAUCGGGAUUAUCACAGGAAUGAUACGAGGAAGGCGAAGGAGAGGCAUAGAGGGAAUAGGGGUGAGAAGCAGGAUAAGUACAAGGACUCCCUGAGUGAGGGACAGAAGCAUGGGGUUAGCAGUGAUAGCGAUAUUGAUGUUAAUAUCGAUCUGGUGGACGAUGAAGAAGAUGAGCAGAAGAUUAUUGAGAAGAGGAGGAAGCAAAGGGAAGAGUUGUUGAAGCGAUUGGGUGGUGUCAGCGAGGAUUCAAACACCAACACAUCGCUGCCAACAUCACCAAAGGAAGAAAAGGAGAGUACAAACGAUACUGCACCACCAACCGAGCCCGAAAAACCAGCUCAAGAGAAGACACCAGAGAAGAAAGAAGAACCAGAACCGGAAGAAUCACACACUCCACCUCUACUACCCAACAUGAAGGUAAAACCAGUCUCAAACGAGAAAGAAAAAGAACCCAAAACCAAGAGACCCAAUUGGGACAUGUUUGCCGACCAGGACAUUUUCAAAGAAGAUACAAAUUCCCCUAAUACCAUCGUUACGAAAGGUGCAGGCGCCGAAAAUCCGGCCUUAACCGACAAUUGGGACGAUGCCGAAGGUUAUUACAGGGUCAGAAUUGGGGAAAUUUUGGAUUCAAGAUACAUGGUGUAUGGUUACACUGGACAAGGUGUUUUCAGUAACGUGGUAAGAGCUCGCGACCAAGCCAGAUCGAAUCUUGAUGUUGCAGUCAAAAUCAUUCGAAAUAACGAAAUUAUGCAUAAAACCGGGUUGAAAGAACUGGAAAUUUUGAAAAAAUUGAACGAUGCCGAUCCGGAAGACAAGUUGCAUUGUUUGCGCUUGAUUCGGCACUUUUUCCACAAACAGCAUUUAUGUAUGGUUUUUGAACCGUUGGCGAUGAAUCUGAGAGAAGUUUUGAAAAAGUAUGGAAAAGAUGUUGGUUUGCAUAUUAAAGCCGUCAGAAGCUACACACAGCAGUUGUUGUUGGCCUUGAAGCUGCUCAAAAAGACUGGCAUUUUACAUGCAGAUAUCAAACCAGACAAUAUAUUAGUCAAUGAGAGCAAACUUGUGCUCAAACUGUGCGAUUUCGGGUCAGCUUCUUACAUAAACGAUAACGAAAUCACACCGUAUUUGGUGUCUAGAUUUUAUAGAUCGCCAGAAAUCAUACUGGGGAUUCCAUACGAUUAUGGAAUUGAUAUGUGGUCUGCUGCGUGUACCAUUUAUGAGCUAUACACUGGUAGGAUAUUAUUUUCCGGUAAAUCCAACAAUCAGAUGUUGAAGUUCUUUAUGGACGUUAAGGGGAAAUUUCCGAAUAAAGUGAUUCGAAAAGGGGCAUUUAGGGAUCAACAUUUCGACAGUAACUGCAAUUUUCUCUACCAUGAGAUAGAUCGAGUUACUGAACGGGAAAAAGUGGUGGUGAUGUCCGUUGUUAAAGUGACUCGCGACCUCCAAUCCGAGCUGGUGGCAGGUCAGGCUUUGCCCCCGGACCAGCUGCGAAAAGUGACCCAACUGAAGGAUAUGUUAGAGAAGGCAUUGACUAUAGAUCCUGCCAAAAGGAUCAGCUUGAAUAAUGCGUUAACACAUCCGUUUAUUCAGGACAAGAUUUGAGGGUUGGUCUAGUGAGGUAACCGGACACCGCGAGUAAUUUUAAUUUUUUUGUUUGUUAUUAUUUUUCUUUGAAUUCUUUAAAAGUCUUGUACUAGACUUAUAUUUUAUUAAAACAAACUGUAGAUUAACAAUGUUGUACACGAAAAUUCAUAUUGUGGAGUAUUUAUAAAGUAAUAAAAUAUUGAUAAAA